CUAUUUUCAUUUAACUUUUUCUGUUCGCUUCACUAUUGAGUGACUAGAAAUAUAAUUUAUAUGCUAAACUAGAUUAUCAGAUAUUUUUAAUCUAUGACAGACAAGAAAAUGAUACCCAUCGUAUAUUGGGCAAAAUUUUUACGUUUUCAUGUACGAGUUAUUGACCAUUGUGAACGGUUAAUCAAUAAUAUUAUUUCAUUAUUUGCGGUCUAAUAGUCAUGUUUAGUAACGAAACUAAUGUCAACAGUAGUACGAAUUUAAGACGAGUCAGUCAAUCUUAUGGGUUUUUCUAUUUAAAUUAUAUGAAUUUAUUCAUAAUUUCUAUUAGUUCUAAUAGUAUUUAAUAGAGAAGUUGUAAUGAACUUUUUAGAGAAAGUUCAUUAGAUCAAAUGAUUGGUGCCGUUAAGAUUUUCAGACUACUCAAUCUGAUGAUGGUAGAACCCAUCAUAUCCUACCUAGACCGGAAUCUGAAUGGGAUUCAGAUCUGAAAUUUUUUUUGUCGCUCGAAUCUGGGUUCAGAAAUUCUUGAAUCGGAUGGUCUCUACCUACGAAAGAUUAAUUAAUCAAGUCCAAAUCCAAUAAUUUUGAUUGGCAGGAUCGGUUCCAAAAAAAUUUUAUCAGUCAAGUUCGAGUUCAACGAAUUAUAAUCAGUUGGGUCCGGAUUCAGAAAUUGUUGAACCCAAUGGAUUUUCAUCAGUAGUUUGUUUGAAACUUUUAUUCAACAUGUACUUUUAUGAUUUCAUUGAGAUAAAUCUUGAUAAUGUAUAUUGUAUUUGUACGAAUAGGAUCAAUAUGAAACAAAAAUAAAUCAAGGUGGAUCAAAUUUAAGUGGUGGUCAACGUCAAAAAAUUGCAUUAGCUCGUGCUUUAUUAAAAAAUCCUCAUAUUUUACUUCUUGAUGAAGCAACAGCAGCACUUGAUAAUGAAAGUGAAUAUCAAUUACAAAAAUCAAUUGAAAAAGCAUCAUUAAAUCGAACAACAAUAAUUAUUGCACAUCGAUUAAGUACAAUUCGUCAUGCCGAUAAUAUUAUUGUUUUUGAUCAUGGUCGUAUUGUUGAAAUGGGUAAACAUGAUUUUCUUAUGGAACAAAAAGGACAAUAUUAUCAACUUGUACAAAAACAAUUAAUUGAUGAACAAUUUGAAAAUAUUUCUGAUGAACAAGGUUUAAAAUUUUAUCAUAAUUUAUUUUCAUUUUUAUUUUCAUUUCAAUUAGAAAAUUAUUUAAAUAAUGUUCACGAACAAAAAGAUGCAAGUUUAAUGAACAUUGAAGAGAAAAAAGAUGAAAAUAAACAAAACAAAAAAAUCAAUUUUUCAUUUUUUAAAUUACUUGCUUUAAAUAAAUCUGAAUGGAUUUAUAUUUUAUUUGGUUGUAUUACAUCUCUAAUUAAUGGAGGAAUUGAACCAAGUUUUGCAUUAAUUCUUAGUAAACUUGUUUCAGUAUUAGAAGAAUGUAAUUUAUCUGAACAUUUUCGUCAAGUUAAUUUUUAUAUUAUAUUAUUCAUUGUCUGUGGUAUAAUUAUGUUAUUUACAAUGUUUUUACAAAGUUUCUUUUUUUCUCUGUCUGGUGAAGGUUUAACAUUUCGUCUUCGUCUUCGGGCAUAUCGAACAAUGUUAAAGCAAAAUGUUUCUUGGUUCGAUCGAACAGAAAACAGUACAGGAAUACUUUGCGCACGAUUAUCAACAGAAGCAUCAGCUGUACAUGAGGCAACAGGAGUUUUAUUAGGAAUUUCUUUAAGAAAUUUUGCUAAUUUAGCAAUUGGUAUUAUUCUUGGUUUAUAUGCAAGUUGGCAAUUAACAUUAUUAAUGUGUGUUUUUAUUCCAUUAUUAAUUUUAUCUGGUUGGUUACAAACUAAAGUUUUAUCAAGAUUUGUUAAAAUGGAUUUGAUUGCAAUGGAAAAAACAGCAAGUAUUGUUGCACAAGUGACACAAAAUAUUCGUACAGUUGUACAAUUGACAGAAGAAAAAAGUUUUCUUGAAAAAUAUAAACAAAUUAUUGAUAUACCUUAUAAAAAAUUGAAACUUCGAUCACAUUUGAAUGCAUUACUUUUUGCUCUUGCAAAUUCAAUAUCAUUUUUUUCUCAAGCAGCACUUUUUAGUCUUGGAGGAUAUUUAAUGAGAAAAGAUCAUAUCUUAUUUGAACAUAUUAUUUUAAUAUUUUCUGUUGUUACAUUUGGUGCUGUAUCUGUCAGUCAAUCAUUUGCUAUGGCUCCUAAUUAUGCAAAAGCACGAUCUGCUGCAAAGAAAUUAUUUAAAUUAUUUGAUCUUGAAUCUCAAGACUUGGAUAGUGUUCAAUCAAAAAAUGAUGAAAAAGAAACAAAAUGUUUUGAUGGUAUUGAAUUUAAUAAUGUUACAUUUACAUAUGAAAAUCGACCAGAUGUCAUAAUUUUAAAAGAUUUUUCUUUGAAAAUCGAACCAGGACAACAUGUUGCAUUAAUUGGAGCUAGUGGAUGUGGAAAAAGUACAGCUAUUCAAUUAAUUGAACGAUUCUAUGAUUAUUCUCAUGGAAGUAUAAUAAUGAAUUCGAAAGAUAUUCGACAAAUGAAUAUAAAAGAAGUACGUUCUAAAAUGGCACUUGUUUCUCAAGAAGCUAUUUUAUUUGAUAUUUCAAUUCGUGAUAAUAUUAAAUAUGGAGAUUUAACAAGAAAUAUAUCCGAUGAAGAAAUUAUUUUUGCUGCUCAACGAGCAAAUAUACAUGAUUUUAUUCUUAGUUUACCAGAGGGUUAUUCAACAAUGGCUGGAUCUCGUGGUCUUCAAUUAUCUGGUGGAGAACGACAACGUAUAGCUAUAGCACGAGCAUUAGUUCGACGUGCUAAUCUACUUUUAUUAGAUGAACCAACAUCAGCACUUGAUACAAUAAAUGAACAAAUUGUUCAAGACGCAAUUGACGAAGCGCAACGAGAUUGUACAUCCAUCACAAUUGCACAUCGAUUAAUAACAAUUAAAAAUUGUCAUGUGAUCUAUGUGAUUGAUCGAGGACAUAUUAUUGAAUCAGGAAAUCAUCAACAAUUGAUGGAUCAAAAAGGUUAUUAUUAUAAACUUGUGCAAUGUUCACAGAGAUAA
Messenger RNA from Rotaria sordida, 3059 nucleotides. The record is from the annotation of a GenBank genome assembly. Lineage: Eukaryota; Metazoa; Rotifera; Eurotatoria; Philodinida; Philodinidae.